This is a messenger RNA of Nannizzia gypsea CBS 118893, 1860 nucleotides long. RefSeq lists its product as hypothetical. The record is from RefSeq and is a predicted model, not a curated record. The transcript is spliced from 2 exons. The coding region runs from base 1 to 1860 and encodes 619 amino acids. Lineage: Eukaryota; Fungi; Ascomycota; Eurotiomycetes; Onygenales; Arthrodermataceae.
AUGCUGUGGCAUCGUGGCUCGCCAAAACCGCUAAAGCCUGGCCACGAAACUCCCCAGCCGAAAAAGAGUGGUAGAGCGAAAGGGAAAGCAAGGAAAGCAGCAAAGUCUCACGCCAAUGCAAUAACUAAAAACUCUACACCGACCAAACCACCGACAUAUGUCAUUGCCAUUCGCGACUUUGUCCCUCUGGCCGAAAGUAUUAUCAAUUACAAAGCUCCUAGAGUCCGAGUCCCGUCCACAUUUAGCACCGCCUUAACGCGAGCUAUAUCUGCAAGACGAGCUCAUCAUAGCAUCCUUGGCGAGAAGAAUGGAGCGAAACAAGAUGGACAUACUCAUUUUAUCAGCGUCCUUGAGCGUGUUCAAAACAUUCUACAGCCUUUGUUCUCAGACCAGAAUCAGGAUACCUUGGCUAACAAGUUCGACAACCUUGACGUUGAAGAGCCUUCGGAGGAGUCUGCUCCAGCUCCAGAUACCACAUUCCCAGAGACUUCAGAAUCCGAUGCAGAUGCAAGUUAUGAAGCAGAAAAAGUACAAGACCUCGAUGAGAUGUACAGCGCGUUUUGUCUUAUCAUCCAGGAUUAUCAUGAUUUCCGUGUCGCGAUACAGGAAACAUGGAUGGGCUACCGGCAAGGCGUGUUCGAUCUCGUCUCUGCGUCAAUCAUGACUAAUACAGCUCUCGAGUUUGCGCGUCGGUUAGAGAAGGAUGCUGCACCACUGUUCGACAAAUUUGGUGGCUCAGCGAUGGUUAUGGAAGUAGUAUUUGAGGCGCAAUGCAAAGGUAUGGGGGAGGAUAAAUACUUUAGGGAACGACCUGACGACGACCUUAACUUUCGUGUUUGGGAGGCCGCGACACAAAUUUACUUUCCAACCUACAUGUUUCUCCAAGGAUUUGUUCUCAUGGUAAGUAAUCACAAUAUGCCCAUCAUCAAGCCUGGCUAUUAUGGCAUUUACGACCCUUCCAGCGACCGAACAAAGAAAACGUCAAGGGAGAAAUUCAAAGAGGAUAAGAUAAUCCUUUCAGAGCAAUUCACUGAGUUUGCAUUACUCUGUAUCUGUGCUCCUGACCUGUUAGCAGCAGAUGAAUUUAUACUCAGCUGUAAGGAGGCGUUCAAAACCCACACAGUCACUCUCUUCCUCUCAUUUGCAACACAAGUGUAUCUUGACAUCCAUCAUACGCUACGUGCGGAUGUGCGACGUGGUCUUUCUGAUUUGAUGGCCACAGCCGAGAUGAUUGAUGAGUCGAUCAAAGAAAACCUUCAAUAUCAUAAAUCCCUUCGUAUUAUGGGGUGGCCUCGGUCCAAUGAUGCCGUCCUGGAAAAGAUUCAACAGUACAUCGAUCUGUGGGUCAACAGAGACCCUGUCGGAGAGGCUAGAAGGAGACUCAAGCAGCCUCCUAAGGAACACCACAUGAUGUUGUCCUCGCAUCCUUUAUUAUGCGGGUUAAUUACCUACAGCCUAAAAGCACCAUUCCAAGAACUCAGCCUGGCAUUUACAGACGCAUGGGGGUCCAUAUUAUAUACCUACCAUCUCUACCAUGCGGUAAGACAGGAAAAUCUGCUCCGGAACAAAUGGCUAGAUAUGGAUGUCAUAAUGGGAAUUCAAGAGAAAGUUUUUGUUGGAGAUCAACCUAAAACUCCGGAAGAUUAUCUGAAACAAUUUGCACUAAGUAUGGGGUGGUCUGCAGCUGCAUUCGCAAAAGAUAGACGUCAAGGAGCCUUACCCGUUUCAUCUCGUGGUCCCAAAUACCUGAAAGAACUUGCACCAGUUGCACAGAUGUUCAAAUCAAGAUUCUCCGAGGGCUCCCAGCAGACAGAUUGGACGACGGCAGAUAUUGAGCAAAUUAUAUCCAAAUCUAACUAG